GUGUCGCCGUGUCGUCUCAAGCAGAAAUUGCCGAGUCAGCACUGCAGCACGUGCAGAGUGGUACGGGCCCAUGCGAUCGAUUGGCCAGUUUGCCCCGCAGUCAUCGAUGUCGGCCACAACAACGAAGAAGGUCAACACCAAGGCCAUGCGUAUCCAUGGCAAGUGGUACGAUGUGGAGGGCUUCAACCACCCCGGCGGUCCCGUCAUGAUCUCUCUCGGCAAAGGGCGUGACGCCACAGGCCUCUUCGAGUCCCACCAUCCCUUCACGAGCCGCGCGCGGUUGGAGAAGCUGCUGGCCAAGUACGAAACACACGAGCCGUGCCGCCUGCUGGACGAGAGCGACCAGGGCACCGAGUUUGAGUGGCCCGAGUACGAGAACAAGGACGGCAAGGUGGCCGACGGUGCGCCCGUGUCUGCGUUUGGCAAGGAGCUGGUUGACCAGGUGAAGCACUACUUUGAGGGCGAGGCCAAGCGCCGCGGCGUGUCCCUGCUCGACGCCACAAAGGCCACCCCGAUGCGCUGGCUCGAGCUCUUUGUGCUGUUUUCCCUGUUCCUGGCCACGCUGCCCGGCUUCUUCCGCGGCGAGUACUGGACCCUCAUUGCCAUGCCGCUCACCUACUGGGUCAUUGGCGUCAACAUCUUCCACGACGGCUCCCACUUUGCCCUCUCCCGCCACUGGCGCGUCAACGCGCUGGCCACGUACAUUGGCUGGUACUUCAGCUCCCCGAUUGAGUGGUACCACCAGCACGUCAUUGGCCACCACGUGUACGCCAACAUCCCGCGCAAGGACCCGGACCUGUACCACAACAACGCCAUGGAGCGCCACACCCACACGCUGCGGUGGAAGCCCAUGCACGCCCACCAGCCGUCCACGUGGCUGCCCAUCUGGGUCAUUGGCACCUUUGCCAUGAACUACCUGAAGCCCCUGCAGAUGGAGAUGUCGGGCCACUACAACCGCGCCGUGGCCAAGAUGGAGAUGACGCGCUCCCGCUGGCUCCUGCACUGGGCCGGCCGCGUCUUCGUCUACGCCAUGUGCCACCUCCUCCCGUUUGCCCUCUUCCCCUGGCCAAAGGCAAUCCUGUUUGCCGUCGUCCCCGUGACCAUCGUCUCGCUCUGCUUCAUGCUCUCCUCCCAGAUCAACCACCUCACCAGCCCCAACAUUGACCAGUACUCUUCCGACUUUUACAAGCACCAGGUGCUGACGAGCCACACGGUUGGCAAGGACAGCUACCUCACCUUCCUCUUCACGGGCGGCCUCAACUUCCAGAUUGAGCACCACCUCUUCCCCUGCGUCAACCACUGCCACCACCGCGCCCUGCAGCCCAUCGUGCAGCGCCUGUGCAAGAAGCACAACGUGCCCUACCACUACACCCCGACCCUGUACCAGGCCUUCCGCAAGUACAUUGACCACCUCAAGGAGCUUGCCGUCAAGCCAUCCCAAUAAUGCGCCAACCUCUUGCUCUCCU
This is a messenger RNA of Salpingoeca rosetta, 1466 nucleotides long. RefSeq names its product microsomal delta-5 desaturase. The transcript is spliced from 3 exons. The record is from RefSeq and is a predicted model, not a curated record. Gene Ontology annotation, molecular function: oxidoreductase activity, acting on paired donors, with oxidation of a pair of donors resulting in the reduction of molecular oxygen to two molecules of water. Gene Ontology annotation, biological process: lipid metabolic process. Bases 71 to 1444 code for a protein of 457 amino acids. Gene Ontology annotation, cellular component: membrane. NCBI's taxonomy places the organism in Eukaryota, Choanoflagellata, Craspedida, Salpingoecidae.